AUGGGGAACUGUUUCAACCCAAAACACGUCGACGAAAUGACGUUCGUCAAGAGCAAGUCGCCGAAUUUUUACGACGACGUGCACGAGGAGCUCGACGAUUCCGGCAAUCUUUCUUCUCAGUAG
Molecule: messenger RNA, 123 nt
Organism: Peronospora matthiolae
Lineage: Eukaryota; Oomycota; Peronosporomycetes; Peronosporales; Peronosporaceae
Source: the annotation of a GenBank genome assembly